Molecule: messenger RNA, 787 nt
Organism: Molossus molossus (Pallas's mastiff bat)
Lineage: Eukaryota; Metazoa; Chordata; Mammalia; Chiroptera; Molossidae
Gene: CFAP418
Product: chromosome unknown C8orf37 homolog
Exons: 6
Coding region: 54-686 (210 amino acids)
Cellular component (GO): cytosol
Source: RefSeq, a predicted model, not a curated record
GAAACCGCCCGGGGAAGCCGCGAUGCGAGGGGGGAAAGACGUAGCCAUUCAAGAUGGCGAAGGACCUGGACGAGCUCUUGGAUGAGGUUGAAUCCAAGUUUUGUAGACCAGACCCACUGAGACCGGGCAUGGCUGAGCGACCCACAGGCCAAGGAGGCGGCGGCGGCGGCACCCUCAGUAUCGACCGGAACCGAGCCGAGGCGAAAGAAAAUCUCAGAUCAACAGAAGGAUUUAAAAAAGAAGAUGAUCUUGACAGUCUUAUUAAUGAAAUAUUUGAAGAUCAAAACUUUGAUAAAAAAUCCUUUAAAUUGAAACCUAAAUCUUCAGCUAACACAUCUGUCAGAGCUUCCAUUCAAGGUCUUGGUAAAAGUUGCAGCCCGGUGUACCUUGGUGGAAGCACUGCUCCAUGUGGUAUUGGAACGACUAAUUCACAGAGAGCAUGUGACCGUCUGCGUUGUAUAGCGUGUGAUUUCUGGGUAGUAAGCUACGAUGACUAUAUGUGGGACAGAUCAUGCGAUUAUCUGUUUUUCAGGAACAAUGUGCCAGAAUUCCACAAAUUAAAAACAAAGUUGGUGGAGAAGAAAGGAACACGGGCAUAUGCCUGCCAGUGUAGCUGGAGAGCUAUUGAAGAACUGACUGACCUUCAAACCGAUCAUCAACUGCGAUGGGUUUGUGGUAAACAUUGAGAAUGCAGACUUCUGCCCCAGCCUGGUGGCUCAGUUGGUUGGAGCAUCGUCCCAUACACCAAAAGGUUGUGGGUUUGAUUCCCAGUCAGAGCACAUACCUA